Molecule: messenger RNA, 1665 nt
Organism: Pipistrellus nathusii (Nathusius's pipistrelle)
Lineage: Eukaryota; Metazoa; Chordata; Mammalia; Chiroptera; Vespertilionidae
Source: the annotation of a GenBank genome assembly
AUGCGGGACUACGACGAGGUGACCGCCUUCCUGGGCGAGUGGGGCCCCUUCCAGCGCCUCAUCUUCUUCCUGCUCAGCGCCAGCAUCAUCCCCAACGGCUUCAACGGCAUGUCCGCCGUGUUCCUCACGGCGACCCCCGAGCACCGCUGCCGGGUGCCCGACUCCGCCAACCUGAGCAGCGCCUGGCGCAACCACAGCGCCCCGCUCCGGCUGCAGGACGGCCGCCCGGUGCCGCACAACUGCCGGCGCUACCGGCUCGAGGCCCUGGCCAACUUCUCGGCGCUCGGGCUGGAGCCGGGGCGCGACGUGGACCUGGAGACGCUGCAGCAGGAGGGCUGCCUGGACGGCUGGGAGUUCAGCCGGGACGUCUACCUGUCCACCAUCGUCACCGAGUGGAACCUGGUGUGUGAUGACGACUGGAAGGCCCCGCUCACGGUCUCCCUGUUUUUCGUGGGCGUGCUGAUAGGCUCCUUCAUUUCGGGGCAGCUCUCAGACAGGUUUGGUCGGAAGAAUGUGCUGUUUGUAACCAUGGCCAUGCAGACCGGCUUCAGCUUCCUGCAGAUCUUCUCCAAGAACUUUGAGAUGUUUGCCGUGCUGUUUGUCCUUGUAGGCAUGGGCCAGAUCUCCAACUACGUGGCAGCGUUUGUCCUGGGAACAGAAAUUCUUGGCAAAUCCAUUCGAAUUAUAUUCUCCACGUUAGGAGUGUGCAUAUUUUAUGCAAUUGGCUACAUGCUGCUGCCACUGUUUGGUUACUUUAUCAGAGACUGGCGGACACUGCUGCUGGCGCUGACGCUGCCAGGCCUGCUGUGCGCAGUGCUCUGGUGGUUCAUCCCCGAGUCCCCCCGAUGGCUCAUCUCUCAGGGACGAUUUAAAGAGGCAGAGGUUAUCAUCCAUAAGGCUGCCAAAAUCAACGGGAUUGUUGCACCCUCAGCCAUCUUUGAACCAAGCGAGCUACAAGACCUAAGCUCCCAGAAGCCGCAGUCCCACAGCAUUCUGGAUCUGCUCCGAACCCGGAACAUCCGGAUGGUCACCAUCAUGUCCAUCAUUCUGUGGAUGACCAUAGCGGUGGGCUAUUUCGGGCUCUCCCUGGACACCCCUAACUUGCAUGGUGACGUCUAUGUGAACUGCUUCCUCUCGGCUGUGGUGGAAGUCCCCGCGUACGUGCUGGCCUGGCUGCUGCUGCGGCACCUGCCGCGCCGCUAUUCCAUGGCCACCGCCCUCUUCCUGGGCGGCAGCGUCCUCCUCUUCGUGCAGCUGGUGCCCCCAGACCUGUAUUAUUUGUCCACCAUCCUGGUGAUGGUGGGCAAGUUUGGAGUCACUGCUGCCUUUUCCAUGGUCUACGUGUACACAGCUGAGCUGUAUCCCACCGUGGUCAGAAAUAUGGGCGUGGGAAUCAGCUCCAUGGCAUCCCGCUUGGGCAGCAUCCUAUCUCCCUACUUUAUUUACCUUGGUGCCUACGACCGCUUCCUGCCCUACAUUCUCAUGGGAAGUCUGACCAUCCUGACAGCCAUCCUCACCUUGUUCCUCCCAGAGAGCUUCGGCAUCCCCCUCCCGGACACCAUUGACCAGAUGCUCAGAGUCAAAGGAAUAAAAUACAGGCAAACUCCAAGGAUGUUAAAAGAUGAUGAAGAAAGCCCUACAGUCUUUAAAAGCACGGUCUUCUAA